AAUAAAAGUACUAAUCUCAUCUCUCUGGCGGCUCUGCUCCCAAGUCUGCAUCUUUCUCUCUUCAGUCGGAUCUCAAAAGUAUCCAUAAACCGAUCCAUCUUCUCCUUCUUCUUCAACGAUUCAAUCCAAAUCCCUAAUUUUCUCUGCAAAUCUAUACGUACAGUAUAUCUGUAUCUAUCUGUUUUCCUCUUAAAUAAGCACCUUUGAGUUGUCACUAUCAUUUAUGGCUUCUUCUCCUGGCAAUCCGAACCAACCAGGUGGUACUGGUACUGGACCAUUUGAUAUACACAAAUUCUUCAAACCCUCAACCCCAACAAACCCUAAUCCCCAAAACCCUACUUUAAUUCCAUCCCCUUUUCCACCUCCUAACGCUUCAUACCCACCACCCACCGUCGCCGGAGUCGGACCCGGUGGGGUUUACCCUUACCCACCUCAGACUACAACCCCUUUUCAGCAUCACCCUCAAUUCACUCACCGCUCGCCGCAAUACGGUACACCACAUGACACCCAGUUAAUGCAUCAGCAGAGAUCCAUGUCUUUCCCCACUCCACCACUUCAACCACCACCACCUACUAGUAGUCCUCAUCAAUUCCCUAACCCUAACCCUGGUGCUAGGCUUAUGGCACUGUUGAGUGCCCCACCGUCUACUUUGGAAGUUCCGAUACAGUCCACUAUGCCUAUGCCUCCCAUACAACCUACUACUUCGGGGUCUGAUCUUUCGGAUUUCUCUUCUGGACCGAAUGUUGGCGUUGCUCAUUCGGGUCCGGGACCAAUGAGAAUGCCGAGCAGUAAGUUACCUAAAGGGAGACAUUUGAAUGGUGAUCAUAUUGUUUAUGAUAUAGAUGUUAGGUUUCCCAGUGAGGUGCAGCCACAGCUGGAGGUUACUCCUAUUACUAAGUAUGGUUCGGAUCCCGGUCUUGUAUUAGGCCGGCAAAUUGCAGUUAACAAAACCUAUAUAUGUUACGGAUUGAAAUUGGGGGCUAUUCGGGUUCUUAACAUUAAUACUGCAUUGAGAUCAUUGCUUAAAGGUCUUGCGCAGAGGGUCACAGACAUGGCUUUCUUUGCAGAGGAUGUUCAUCUCUUGGCUAGUGCGAGUGUUGAUGGCCGGGUUUAUAUAUGGAAAAUUACUGAAGGACCAGAUGAAGAAGAGAAGCCACAAAUUACAGGAAGGAUUGUCAUUGCUAUUCAUAUUGUUGGUGAAGGGGAAUCUGUUCACCCACGUGUUUGUUGGCAUUGUCAUAAACAAGAAAUUCUUGUGGUUGGAAUCGGGAAACGCAUUUUGAAAAUUGAUACCACUAAAGUGGGAAAAGGUGUUGUAUUUUCAGCAGAUGAACCUCUGAGGUGUCCUGUUGACAAGUUGGUUGAUGGGGUACAACUUAUUGGUACCCAUGAUGGAGAAGUGACUGAUUUAUCAAUGUGCCAGUGGAUGACCACUCGUUUGGUAUCUGCAUCAGUGGAUGGCACGAUAAAGAUAUGGGAAGACCGGAAGCCACUUCCAAUCGCAGUUCUCAGGCCUCAUGAUGGUCAUCCUGUUAGUUCUGUUACCUUCUCGGCUGCCCCACACCGCCCAGAUCACAUUGUACUCAUCACUGGGGGUCCUCUUAAUCGGGAAAUAAAGAUAUGGGCAUCAGCGAGUGAAGAAGGCUGGUUGCUUCCCAGUGAUGCUGAGUCAUGGCGCUGUACACAGACAUUGGAGCUGAAGAGUUCAGCUGAGGCUAAUGUCGAAGAGGCAUUUUUUAACCAAGUUGUAGCUUUGUCUCAAGCAGGUCUGCUCCUACUAGCUAAUGCAAAAAAGAAUGCUAUAUAUGCUGUGCAUCUAGAGUAUGGCCCGAAUCCGGAGGCUACCCGGAUGGAUUACAUAGCAGGAUUUACAGUCACCAUGCCAAUUUUGAGUUUCACUGGGACGAGUGACCUAUUGCCCCAUGGUGAACAGAUUGUGCAGGUGUAUUGUGUACAGACACAGGCCAUUCAGCAGUAUGCCUUGGACCUGUCCCAGUGCUUACCACCUCCAACAGAGAGUGUGGUUUUUGAAAGGACAGAAUCUGGCAUUUCGCACGAUGCUGCAAGCAUUGAAGGAUUUGCUCCUGUUGACCCCCCAGGAAGUAAACAGCAGGAGGUUCCUUUAUCUAGUUCAGCACCUAAAUCAGCAGUACAUGACAUUGGCUCUGAGAUUUCACAAACAGCUAGAUAUCCUACAAGUACUGCACCUACUGAAUCGACCACCUCCUCCAUUCCAGAAACUAAAUCGUCUACUUUGCCCAGUGUAACUAGUGAUAAUGAUAUUGCCCCCAGUGCAUCACCUCCUCCUCCUUUGAGUCCUAAAUUGUCUCGAAACUUAUCUGGUUUUAGAGGUCCGUCAAACAGCUUUGGGGCAGACACCUUUGAUAAUGACCAAGUUGGAAAUCAAAAAGUUGUUGAAUAUCCAGUUGAUCCGCAAAAGGAUGGCACGCCCCCAAACUUGUCAGAUAUUGCUUCCUUGGACGAUGAACAUAAAACGUCACGGGAUGAUGUUCCCCCUGGUAUCAGUCAUCCUGUAAAGUUCAAGCACCCAACUCAUUUGGUGACUCCUUCAGAGAUAUUGAUGGCUAGAUCAUCCUCUGAGGUUAGCAUUGUUAAUGAGCAGAAAAGUGAGUCAGAAAUGAAUGUUCAGGAUGCUGUAACUAACAAUGACACCCGCACUGUAGAGAUGGAGGUUAAAGUUGGUGGUGAAGCAAAAUUCAGUCAAAAAACUGAUAUGGGCUCUCAAGACCUUCAUUCUUUUGUGUCUGAAAAUAAAGAGAAAGUUUUUUGCUCUCAAGUAUCUGAUCUUGGACUAGAAAUGGCUCGAGAAUGUCGCGCCUUACCUCCUGAGACCUAUCCUGUAGAGGAAUCUAGGCAGUUUGAUGGGGUUAGUGGAAGUGAGGGACCAUCUCAACCUUCAGUUACACCAGAGGAAGACCAUGACUCUGCAAAGGACAUCUCUGAAAAAGAUUUAGACUCAACUAUGUCAGUUACUGUUCAUCAACCAUCAGCUCCCAGUGCAAAAGGGAAAAAGCAAAAGGGGAAGAAUUCUCAAGUGUCUGGCCCAUCUUCAGCAUCGCCUAGUGCUUUUAAUUCAACAGAUUCUCCAAAUGACACUGUUGUCAGCUCAAGUACCCCUUCUAUGGAAAGUGCUUUCUCACAAAUUCUGUCCAUGCGUGAGAUGCUAAAUCAGGUUCUGACUAUGCAAAAAGAAACACAAAAGCAGAUGGAAAUGGUGGUUGCUGUUCCAGUGACCAAAGAAGGAAGAAGACUUGAAGCUGCCUUGGGACGGAGCAUGGAAAAAUCUGUUAAGGCCAAUUCUGAUGCUUUAUGGGCUCGUUUACAAGAAGAGAGUGCAAAACAGGAGAAGUCUCUCCGUGAUCGUACACAACAAAUUACCAAUUUGAUCUCUAACUGCUUAAACAAGGACAUGCCAGGUCUGAUGGAAAAAUUAAUGAAGAAAGAGCUAGCAGCUGUUGGACAAGCUGUAGCACGCAGUAUUACCCCUACUAUUGAGAAAACAAUAUCAGCUGCAAUUUCAGAGGCAUUCCAGAAAGGAGUUGGUGACAAGGCAGUGAACCAACUAGAGAAAGCAGUAAACUCCAAACUUGAAGCUACUGUAGCUAGACAAAUCCAAGCACAAUUCCAAACCUCUGGCAAGCAAGCUCUUCAGGAAACACUGAAAUCUACUCUGGAAGUUUCAGUGAUCCCUGCCUUCGAGAUGUCAUGCAAGGCAAUGUUUGAGCAAGUAAAUUCAACAUUUCAGAAAGGCAUUGCUGACCACACGGUUGCUGCACAACAGCAAUUUGAGUCCGUGCAUUCGCCUUUGGCAAUUGCUCUAAGAGAUGCCAUCAAUUCAGCAUCGGCAAUGACACAGACGUUGAGCGGAGAGCUUGCUGAUAGUCAGAGGCAGUUGCUUGCUCUUGCAGUUUCUGGAGCAAAUUCCCAAUCAGCAAAUCCACUCAACCACAUGAAUAAUGGAUCAUUGCUACAUGAAAAGAUUGAGACACCUCCAGAUCCAACCAAAGAGCUAUCUAGACAGUUAGGGGAGCACAAGUAUGAGGAAGCAUUCACUGCAGCAUUACAAAUGAGUGAUGUGUCCAUUGUGUCGUGGUUAUGCUCUCAGGUUGAUUUGGCUGGGAUUUUAUCCUUGAAUCCCCUCCCUUUGAGCCAAGGAGUGCUCCUUUCACUUCUUCAGCAGUUAUCAUGUGGUAUUAGCUCAGAGACAGUCCAAAAACUCUCUUGGAUGAGGGAUGUGCUAUCUGCCAUAAAUCCAAAUGACCCACUGAUCGUAGUGCAUGUUCGGCCCAUCUUUGAGCAAGUAUAUCAGAUGUUACUACAACGCAGAAACAGUGCUACCACUCCUCCUGCUGAACUUUCAAUCAUCCGGCUUCUUGUGCAUGUUAUCAAUUCGAUGCUGAUGGCUGUUAAAUGAUGAUAUCAAAGAGCAAUUAUCAUAUUUGGUGAAUAUAGAAAAAGCCUGUACAAAUCCCAGAGGAUUUCAUGGAAUGGCUUCAAGUCGUAACCGGAGAAUUGAAGUGUACACCAACCUCCAAUUAUCUCUCUCUUUUUAUUCAACUCUUUCUAGAUAAAAUCUGUAAUCAUUUUGCCUGAAUUCUCAAGUUGUAGAGACUUAGCAAAAGAAAAAAAAGAAGGAAUUUUCAAGUUGUAGAGUUGGGUGUUUUUGGAUGUUGAAUAUUACAAAAAUUUUGUGCUUGUACAUUGUUACUUUAUUAUACUGCAAUUUCAUUUCAAGUGGGAAC
Messenger RNA from Solanum verrucosum, 4763 nucleotides. RefSeq names its product enhancer of mRNA-decapping protein 4. Gene Ontology annotation, biological process: deadenylation-independent decapping of nuclear-transcribed mRNA. The record is from RefSeq and is a predicted model, not a curated record. Gene Ontology annotation, cellular component: P-body. The transcript has 12 exons. Lineage: Eukaryota; Viridiplantae; Streptophyta; Magnoliopsida; Solanales; Solanaceae. Gene Ontology annotation, molecular function: protein binding. The coding region runs from base 224 to 4435 and encodes 1403 amino acids.